AUGGUUAUUGAAAUGGAAAAGAAGUAUGUGUUCCUAGCAAUUACUGUGAUUAUUGCAGCGCAUUAUUGCAGCUCACUAGCAGUGGAUGGUGGAGAUACUCUUCUCUUGGAGGCUUCGCUCACUGUAAAUCAGACCCUAAUUUCGAAAAAAGGCACUUUUGCAUUCGGUUUUUUCUGUCCGAGAGGAACUAAUAAUUGGUAUAUUGGCGUCUGGUAUGCAUCAAUCUCUCAGAAGACCACUGUUUGGGUGGCUAACAGAGAAAAUCCUGUCAGAAACAUGCCUGGCGUGCUGAAAUUUUCGAGAGAUGGUCACCUCAGAUUGUUUGAUAGAAAGGGCCGGUCCGUUUGGUCGACUGAUAUUGGCCAGAAAGGAUCACUAGCAGUGAUAAUGGACUCUGGUAAUUUCAUUAUGUUGGGUCACGGCCACAACAAGUCUGCGAUUGUUUGGGAGAGUUUCGCGCAUCCAACUGAUACAUGGUUGCCUGGCAUGAAGAUGUGGAAAAGCAUGAAGCUUACUUCCUGGAAGAGUUCUUCAGAUCCUGCAACUGGGCUCUUCUCUUACGGAAUGGACAUGUCUCCAGGAAAGACACAGAUGAUGAUGUUCUAUAACAACACGAUUCCAUACCUGUCCAGUGGAGAAUGGACUAGGGGUUAUUUUGCCAAGAUCCCCGAGUCGGAGGGUCAGAAGACAAUCGAAAUGUCCUGUGUGAGGGUUUCUCCUUCAAGCAUAUACUAUAAUUUUACCAUAAGCCCGUUAGAUCAAACCCUACAUACCCUCGGGCGGCUCCUGUUUUCUGAGAACGGCGAACUACAACUCUACUACUGGAUGGAUAAUAAUCGAUGGAGUCUGCGGUGGUCGACAUACCGAGGUCAAUGCAGUGACUAUGAAAUUUGCGGGGCGUAUGGACUGUGCAAUACCAAUGAUCUGUGUACUUGUGUUCAGGGCUUCACGCCCAAGAAUAAAUCGCAAGGUUGGUGGUCAAGCGGAUGUGUUCGGCGAAGGCCGCUACAGUGCUCUGCCACAGAGGGCACAACCGACGGCUGA
Molecule: messenger RNA, 1044 nt
Organism: Cryptomeria japonica (Japanese cedar)
Lineage: Eukaryota; Viridiplantae; Streptophyta; Pinopsida; Cupressales; Cupressaceae
Product: S-locus-specific glycoprotein S13-like
Exons: 1
Coding region: 1-1044 (347 amino acids)
Biological process (GO): recognition of pollen
Source: RefSeq, a predicted model, not a curated record